Messenger RNA from Paramecium pentaurelia, 844 nucleotides. The record is from the annotation of a GenBank genome assembly. NCBI's taxonomy places the organism in Eukaryota, Ciliophora, Oligohymenophorea, Peniculida, Parameciidae.
AUGUAAUAAUGGGAUUUAGUAAAUGAAUCAAAUGAUUAGUUAAGAAUGUUUAGCUAUUGUUUUAUAGUGUGGAGUGCUUUAUUUAUACUUUGCUAUGAUAGAAUCAAAUUGAAUAACCUUAGUUCUAAGAAGCAAAUAGAUGUUUACAAUCGUUUAGUAUCAAUUUUACAUGGAUAAUUUACUUUUUGGGGAUCACUCAUUAUAAUAUUAUCUCAGACACCAUAUGAAUUAUAGGAAAUGAAUUCUUCUGAAAUGCAAUUUGUUAUGAUAGUCAGUGCAGGUUAUUUUGCAUACGACGUCAUAAUUUGUACUUAUUUCGAUUUAUAUGAUUAUUGGUUGAUAUUUCAUCACAUCAUUAGUUUGAUGGCCUUUGGAGAAAGCAUUCUCAAUAAAAAAUAUGGACAUAUCAUUAUAUGUAAAUAGCUAUACUCAUAUACUAUAUAGUCGGUAUGUUCAUUAGUGAAAUAUCUAAUUUGCCUAUGCAUCUUAGACAUAUUUUAGGUUGUUUUGGAUUAAGAUAAACAAAAAUCUAUGAAUCAAUAGAACUUCUUUAUUUCUCAUUAUUCUUAAUAUUUAGAGGUAUCUUGAGCCCAGUCUUACUAAUAAGAACAUAUGAAGAUCUACAUGCUCCAUUAUUAAUUAAGAUAUCUGCAUCUGGAUUGUUAUUAUAUUCAGUCUAUUACAUCAUAGAGUAAAUUAAUAUAUUUCUAUUUUUAGAAUGAUCAAAAUUACUUAAAGAAAGAUUAAAUCAUAUAGAGAUAGAAAGAGAAGAAACUUAACAAUGUAUUGGUUUGUUCAGAAUCCAGUAUUACCUUCACAAAAAUACGUAGACUCUAUAUUAUGA